AGAAUAACCGCUUCUCUGUGCCCUCGGCUCAUCCCCGGGCGAGACUGCUGCGUCUGGGGCGCUUUAGAAGCGUGACUCCAAGGUGUGUGUCGGGGAUCGUUAGUCCUUUCCGCCAGCCUCUUCUGCUCUUCUCGCCAGUGAUCGAGUCCUGGUUUCCUUGUGCCUCUCGGAAGAACGGCUGCAGAAUAUUUUUAUCUUCUGCGUGCGAUCCUUCUCCACCAGAUGUGUGUACCAGUUCUGUUUGCCAAGGAGUUGCCAAGGCUUCCCUCUCUGCCAUUCAUAUGAGGAGCAGCUUUAGUUCAUAGCCUGGGUGGGAGGGAACUGUCUUCACAUCUGAAACCCGCUGCUCUCUCGGGAUUAUGCUUCCCUGUUUGUGUCCGCGAAGUGAGACGACUGCCGCCGCGCACCACAGCAACACGACCCCCUCAGUGCCACCGCUGGAUGCAGAUGUUUCCUCCCUGUUGAUUCCAUCCUAAGCCAGCCAGAGCCCAGAGGUGGAAAGAUCUAUAACUUUUUAUUAAAAUAAGUGCAUUUAAAACUCCCAAAGGGCCCCAGGGUCUGAAGUUCUCUUUUUUGUACGGACAAAAGGAUUCUAAAUACAGGCAAUUUUUAUCUGCUGAGUGAUGCACGCUUGAAAACAUAACUCCUUACACAAUUGUGUCCUGGCAGGACAGGCCCUGUUAAUGCUGCAGAGUCAUCUCAGAGACGGACUGAAGGAAACCUCCAGCUGGAACUCGGAGAGAAUGAAGUUUGUCAGUUAAGGUGCCAAAAGAAAUGGGGACCAGCAACACUGAGAAGUUUUAUAGGAUCCCUGAAGGAAAAGGACCACACUCCGUUGGAUGUACAGACCUGAUGACUGAAAACGCCACUGAGGGAAGCUUCUUGCGCCUGUAUUAUCCAUCCUGCGAUGCUACAGAUAAUGAAGAGGCACCAUGGAUUCCAGAUAAGGAAUAUUAUCACGGACUUUCUGACUUCCUUAAUAUGUACCGAGUUGUGGGAGAAAGGCUUUUCCAAUACUAUGUUGGUUCGGUAACCUGUCCUGCAAAAUCAAACGCUGCUUUCAAGUCUGGGGAAAAAUACCCACUCCUCGUUUUUUCCCAUGGACUCGGAGCUUUUAGGACUAUCUAUUCUGCUAUUUGCAUUGAGAUGGCUUCUCAGGGUUUUAUAGUAGCUGCUGUGGAGCACAGAGAUGAAUCAGCUUCAGCAACAUAUUAUUGUAAAAGAAAGUCUGUGUCUGAGCCACAGGAAGAGUCUACAUCGAACAUGGAGAAGGAGUGGAUCUACUACAGGAAACUAAAGUCUGGAGAAGAAGAACGUUCUUUGCGUCACAAACAGGUGCAACAAAGAGCACAGGAGUGUAUCAAAGCCCUGAAUGUAAUUCUUGAAAUUAAUUCAGGAGAGGAAGUAAUGAAUGUACUUAAUUCAAACUUUGACUGGAAUCUCCUAAAGGAUUCUGUUGAUACUAGCAGAAUAGCUGUGAUGGGACACUCUUUUGGUGGUGCUACAGUUAUAGAAAGUCUCAGCAAAGAAAUUAGAUUCAGGUGUGGCAUUGCACUGGAUGCUUGGAUGCUUCCCGUAGGUGAUGACAUUUACCAAAACAGUGUUCAACAACCACUGCUUUUUAUCAACUCUGAAAAAUUCCAGUGGGCUGAUAACAUCUUAAAGAUGAAGAAGCUUGGCUCCAAUGACACAAACAAGAAAAUGAUCACUAUCAAGGGGUCAGUACAUCAGAGCUUUCCUGACUUUACCUUUGUGAGUGGAGAAUUUGUUGGAAGAUUUUUCAAAUUAAAAGGAGAAAUAGAUCCAAAUGAAGCUAUUGAUAUUAGCAAUCAUGCUUCAUUAGCCUUCUUGCAGAAACAUCUGCGUCUUAAGAAAGAUUUCAGUAAGUGGGAUUCUCUUGUGGAUGGCAUAGGACCCAAUGUUAUUCCUGGCACCAAUAUUGAUUUGUCUCCAGCUCAACUUGAAUAACUAAUACAAAAAAGUUGCUAGACAUCUGCCAGUGGAAGCUCUCCAAAACUGCCAUCACAGAAGUCACAAUGAAAGCCAGAGGAUCCAGUUUAAAUUGAGAGAAGGGAAUUUCUUUUCUGACAUACAACUUUUCAUACAAACUUACUCCACCUCCAUUUCCAAGAUCUGUGUUUACUGCCAUACUCAAGAGUGUUUCCCUUCCAAAAGCUGCUAGAAGUGCACUUCCUGUUGAAACUACCAUAAUUCCCUUCAGGCAAAGCUUUAAGCAGAGCACUCCUUGUAAAUCUCUCUGUUGUCAGCAAUAUUACUGUCGGUAGUAGUAAUGGAAGAGACGUGCCUCCCUUCUACUGUUCCCAUUAGAAAGGGGUAUGUGAUGCCCCAGCAGAUUGCUUGACCACCCUGAUGUUAUCAUACUUCACAUCCUUAUCCCAGAUAAGGUAUUACCAUUGCUGUCUGCAUCUAUGUGAAUUAGCAGGAGUUGGCUCUGCUGAUAGUUAAAGCAAGGCUCUGAUUCUUGGCAUGAGAUUCUUUGAAGUUACCAAGAUGAAGAAUGACUGCUAACUGAAUGAGCCUUGCUAAAGGGGGACUACUAACUGUAGCCUGUUUGCUUCAGAAUAAGGUUACAGACAAAACUAGAACUGGAACAAGCAAUACAGUUAACAAAUUAAUGUAAUGAAAUAUUUAUAUAACCUGUGAUCUUAACAUGAAACUACAACAACAUCUAAGGUCUGUUUUUCAGAAUUUAGUUUCCUAAUUAAACUCU
Messenger RNA from Struthio camelus australis, 2731 nucleotides. RefSeq names its product phospholipase A2 group VII (gene PLA2G7). The record is from RefSeq and is a predicted model, not a curated record. Lineage: Eukaryota; Metazoa; Chordata; Aves; Struthioniformes; Struthionidae. Gene Ontology annotation, molecular function: 1-alkyl-2-acetylglycerophosphocholine esterase activity.